Coregonus sp. 'balchen' is the source of this 1772-nucleotide messenger RNA. NCBI's taxonomy places the organism in Eukaryota, Metazoa, Chordata, Actinopteri, Salmoniformes, Salmonidae. The record is from the annotation of a GenBank genome assembly.
GUAUGUCUGAGGUUGUUUCAAACAUGGAGGAGAGGGAAAGAAGAGGAGAUAAACAACAAAAAUGUCCAGAAUCAGAAAAUAAAGAGAGAGAAUCAACAAGUGCAUGUGCUUCAGAUGCAACCGAACAUACGGCAGCAGAAGAAGAUGAUAUCGUGGCAAAGUUGGACGUCACCUCCGAUAAAUUUGAUCCACUCCUGGCGCUCUAUUCCCCUACAGUGCCUCUUCCAUACCCUAACGUGAAGUGCUUCAACAAUAUAGCCGAGUAUGAGAGCUUUCUGAAGGGGGGCCGGGGCCGCGCCAAGCCGGAGAACGUGGAGAAAAAACUGAGGAAAGCCAGGAAAGGUUUAGCGGAUCCGGAGAGGAUAGAGAAACUGAAGAGGAUGAUGGUGAACAACCCGACAGAGGGAGACGGUGGAGAAGAGGGGACCAGCAGCACUGCCCGGCGUUGUAGAAUGCAGAAGGCUGCCAAGAAUGUCCUGACCAGGAUGCCUCGUAUGUCGUUAAUUAUUUCUAGCUAUUGUAGUCCUGCUUUGAAUCAUUUCGUUUUUGGUGGUGGUGUGGUGUCAGAUCAAAACAUGACCUCUUUCAUUCAUACUUUACUUAUAUGACCAUUGUCUCAUAUUGCCACAUAUAUAUGCUAAUUAAAACUCUUCAUUGAUAUGUUGGGCAUUAUUGAUGUCAAACUUGUGAUUGACAGCCAGGUGAAUUCUAUUUCAUGUCUACUUCCUGUUUAUACAGUCCAUACAGGAAGUCCUCUGGGGGAGCUGCACCGCUGCGUGGAGGAGAGGAUCAGGGUGAAAGUUCACAUCAGAACCUUUAAGGGGCUCCGUGGAGUGUGUUCUGGCUUCAUAGUGGCCUUCGACAAGUUCUGGAACAUGGUGAGAGCUCACCCCCUUCCCUCACCCUUACCCUCCUUCCCUCGCACUUACCCAUGCCCUCCACUGCCUCUCGACAGACUAGACUGUAGUUUGAUGCACAUAACCUUACACAUCGCUGUCCUCUCUCUCACUCUUUCCUCUCACCCUCUAUUCCCUCUCCUCUCUCGCUCCCUGCCAGGCGAUGGUAGAUGUAGAUGAAACCUACAGGGAACCUCUGCUGGGUGAAGCUCUCUACCACGAGAAGGCCCUCACUGUCACACGGGUAGGUCUGGCUGCCACCGAAGGGCUCUGAUCCUCUAGCCUAGUGGUGCAUUCCAGAGAAUAGGGUGUUGUUUUGGAUGCAGACUAUGACAUAUCCAGAUCAUGUGCCACUCACUAAAAAAGGUACAGCCAUUAUCAUUCUCUGCAAUCAAAAACAAACUCAUUAGCUAUCUUUUAACCUGUUUGUCCCCCCUCUCCUUCCGUAGCUCUUUGACAAGCUGAAAGUCCAGGAGAGUGCGGCGCUGAGAGAAUGUGAGAAAGAAGAAGCAGAUAGACAAGAGGAAAGCUGAACCCCUCCAGCCCCCACCUGUGACCCAGACCCUCCAGACUCAAACCAGAGACAACAGACGAGGGGACCCCAGGAGGAGAGGGGACCCUAGGGCAGUGGAUCCCCGACUUGCGAGGGCCACAGUGGGGCCCCCAGUGGCUGAUGACGCCGGAGCCCCAGGGGCCACAGGUAAGACCCAGGGGUCAGAUGUUAAAGGUCAGGAGUCAGGGACUGAGGGGCCCCAGAGAAGAGGGUCCCAGAAGAAAGAAGUGCCCCAGCCCUACGGGAGGGUUCACACACGCCACGUCAACCAGCUCUUCAUACGGGGAGAGAACGUGCUUCUAGUCAACCUACAACCACUCUGA